Alligator sinensis (Chinese alligator) is the source of this 1824-nucleotide messenger RNA. RefSeq lists its product as uncharacterized. The transcript is spliced from 3 exons. NCBI's taxonomy places the organism in Eukaryota, Metazoa, Chordata, Crocodylia, Alligatoridae. The coding region runs from base 242 to 1657 and encodes 471 amino acids. The record is from RefSeq and is a predicted model, not a curated record.
UCUUUGCUCUAUAAAACUUCUUCUGUCUCAGGCUCCUCUCUGCACUCCCGGCUGGUUUUUUCCAUGGGUCAAGGUGCCACAGUCAUCACCAAAACAGAAGAUAAUUCUGCAAAAUGGAAUAGUUGAUCGGUCUAUGUCUUGACGAGCCAAGAGAAGCUGAGGAGUAGCCAAUGCUCUGUGCAGAUCAAGUGGCUUGAAAGGUACUCUAAAACUUGGAGGCAGAGCCAGGCAAUGCCUGAAGAUGCCUUGGUACAGACAGCAAUGCAAGCAUCAGCCCCUGCUGGGGUCAAGCCAUGUCAAUAAAAGCCUGUGGCAGCAAGACUGUGAGUACUGCCCCUUGCAGUGCCCUCAGCCACGUGGCAAGCAGUGCAUGCAGCAGUGCUUGGCCCUGUACCCACUGCACCAAAGUGUGUGUAAGGGCUCGCUGCCAGGCAUGACUGUGAGCUCACAGCACACGUGCGUAGCUGAGUGCCUGUGGCCAUGUGAGAGCGAGCGCCCGCAGCCUGGGUGCAUGGCCGAGCAACCCCUCCAGCAGCAUGUGAUCAACAGCCAGCUCUGCUGCACCCGCACAGCUCAAAAUUGGCACCAGACGGCCAACAGCCAGCCUUGCUGCACCACCAUGACCACUGAGCCACAGCGGGCGACCAAGGGCAAGGCCCCCUGUGCACCCUCAGUCCCCAACCAAGAGUGUGUGAACAACCGCCCGCCAUGCGCGCCCUCGGCUCCCAACCAGAAGUGUGUGAACAACCGCCCACCAUGUGCCCCCUCCACCCCCAAUCAGAAGUGCGUGAAUAAUUGCCCUCCAUGUGGGCCCCCAGCUGCUAAUCACAGUUGCUGUACCAAGAGCCUCCCAUGUAAGCCUGAGAGCCCAGCGGAAGAGAGGCAGGAGGAGAGCCUGCUGUGGGAGUCAGUACCUGAGUGCUUACAGCUGCAGGACAUGACUGACAGCCAGGGCAUGACCAAGUGCCCACAACUGCUGUGCAUGAUGGAUGACCUGCCUCCAUGCAUGCACACCUACCCAGCACUGCAGUGUAAGACCACGUGCACUCCACCAAGCAGUGCCCAAUGCCCUGCACUGCAGCAGUGCCUUGCUAGCUGCCCUCCACUACAGGCCAUCCAGCACCCACCACUGCCAAGGGCCACCAACUGCUCCCUACCAUAUGAUGCCACGCACCUGCCGCCACCACAGCAGUGCUGGACCACGUGCCCACUCACGCAUCCAAGCAAUUCAACGUGCCCACUCUUGGAGCAAAGCAUCGCUACAUGCCAUCUGCCACCCUGUGUGAUGGAGGGCCUGCUGCCAGCCACAACAAAGUACCCGAGAGGGCGGCAGCACCUCCAUAAACACCUGCCACCAUCUUUCAUGACCAAGUGCUUCCCAUCAGGCAUGACUGCAGCAGCUCAACAGAGCUGUCUGACCAAAAGGCGCCGACAGCGCAUCCUCAGGCGCCCUUCACUGCGACCACGUAUGAAGUGCCCACUGCCACAGCAGUGCUUUGCUAUGCGCCCGCUGCCACCUAAUGCGACUGAGUGCCUGUUGCCAGGCACAACUGAGUGCCCACCAGAGCAGCGUGCACCAGCACAUCUGCCACAGCAACAUAUAGCCAAGGCCCGUCCUUGGGGGGUGACUGGGUUCCCUAAGUAUCAUAGAAAAUGAGGGUUUGAAGGCACCUUGGGAGGUCACAUCUAGUCCAACCUCCACCUCCCCUGCUCAAAGCAGGACCAGCUCCAGCUACAUCAUCGCAGUCAAGGUUUUGCCUAGUCGGGUCUUAAACACCUCCAAGCAUGGAGAUGCCACCACCUCUCUGAAUAGCCUGUUCCAGU